This is a messenger RNA of Anopheles maculipalpis, 5054 nucleotides long. RefSeq names its product phospholipid-transporting ATPase VD. The coding region runs from base 336 to 5054 and encodes 1572 amino acids. The transcript has 11 exons. Gene Ontology annotation, biological process: phospholipid translocation. The record is from RefSeq and is a predicted model, not a curated record. Gene Ontology annotation, cellular component: plasma membrane. Gene Ontology annotation, molecular function: magnesium ion binding; ATPase-coupled intramembrane lipid carrier activity; ATP hydrolysis activity. NCBI's taxonomy places the organism in Eukaryota, Metazoa, Arthropoda, Insecta, Diptera, Culicidae.
GGUUACUGUGAAAGUGAAGUUACAUCGUAAGAAAAUAGUGGUAACCAAACAGCCGGCAGUGUGUGAGACGUAAACCGGCACGUUCAAAUGUGAUUGCGAAAUAUGCUUAGUAAGCUGUAAAAGCAAAAAAAAGUCGUGUUCCCCAGGCACCAAUCUAACUGCAGGGAAACCCGUACAGGUCGUACACAGUGGUACGCUCAUGUGCAUAUGAUUAUAGCGUGCGUGCAUGAGUGCGUGCAAGCAAAAAGUGAAAGUGUUCUCACUCGUAGGGCUCAUCUAAAUGGUGCAUUCCGUCGCCAAAAGCAGCAGCAGCAGCAGCAGCAGUAGCAGCAGCAAUGACGCAAGCAAAGGAGGAUCAAUCCAAGGAUAUUGCACCGGCGGGCGACGGAGGGGGCGGUACCGGUGUCGGUGCCGCAAUCGGUUUCCAUAGUCAUACCCAGGCACACCACCAUCAUCAGCAGACACAACAUCCGCUCCACCCACAUCAGGAACAUCCGCUCGAAUCAUCCGGAGAUCACGUGAAGUACGUGUUUCCCGGUUCGUUCCAAGCGGCCGGAUCUCAAGCGGCUCAGGCUGCCCAGCUGAUUGGGGGUGGGGUCAGCUCCGUCAUAGGUACCGCCACGAAUCCGUCAGCAGGCCGAAUAAUGCUAGAGUAUCAGCGUCCCACCGGCGGAGGUCACUCACGCUCGGUUAGCCAUGGUGAAGGUUCGUUCGGUGGGUCGCUGGUUAGUAGUGGUGGUGCUGCCGGGCGACCUUCUGCCUUAAAAUCGGCGGUCAAGGGAGGCCAUCAGCGGGCUCUGUCUCAGGGUCAGAUCAUGGAUGCGCCAACGAUCGCCACUCGGGGUCACAGCCGUGUUGGGUCGAAAACGGAUUUUAUCCUACCGCCUGGCCACAAAGAUCAACCAGAGCAACGGGACGCGGCACCUCCACACUCUGCCACCUCCAUCAAGGGCCACUCGCGGCAAGCAUCGCGAUCGGAGUCGAUCUACACCUUGCGCCGUGCUGACCAACCACCCUGGUGGAAGCGUCUCAUGUUCUGCCGGACGGCUAACAGCAAGCUUGAGGAUCGAGGCUAUCGGAUAGUGGUACCGAAUCAUACCGUCCCACCCAAAACUCCCAAACGGGACCACCCAAAUGGGCGGCUGUGUGGAAACAAGAUCCGCACCACGAAGUAUACGCUUCUGUCUUUCGUACCGAAAAAUCUGCUAGAACAGUUUCAUCGGAUUGCGAAUCUGUACUUCAUCUUUAUCGUGUUGCUAAACUGGUUCCCGCAGAUCAAUGCGUUCGGCAAGGAAAUUGCCAUGAUCCCGGUACUGUUUGUGCUCGGUGUUACCGCAAUAAAAGAUUUGUUUGAGGAUCGCCGCCGUAAAGCGUCUGAUAAGCGGAUCAACAACUCAACCUGCCGCGUGUAUAAUGGUGAAUCGGAACGCUAUAAGAAAGUUCUUUGGCAAGAUGUGCGUGUGGGAGAUCUGGUGCACCUGUCCAACAACGAAACAGUACCGGCCGAUAUACUUUUGCUCAAAUCUAGCGAUCCACACGGUGUUUGCUACAUCGACACGUGUGAUCUAGACGGGGAGACUAACUUAAAGAGACGUCAGGUGAUACGAGGUUUCGUGGAGAAGCAACACAUCUUCGCACCGAAUAAGUUCACCAGCCGAAUCGAGGUCGAUGCACCGUCAACGAAAAUCUACCGCUUCCACGGUGCUGUGAUACAUCCCUCCGGCGAACGUGUUCCGGUGUCAACCGAAAGCUUGCUACUGAGAGAAAGUCGCCUAAAGAACACGGACUAUGCGGAAGGCAUCGUUGUCUAUGCUGGACACGAAACCAAAGCGAUGCUAAACAACAGCGGUCCCAGGUAUAAGCGAUCCCGCGUCGAACAGCAGAUGAACAUCGAUGUGAUAUGGUGUGUUAUCAUAUUGAUCGUGCUUUGUAUCAUCGGUGCGGUCGGGUGUAAGCUGUGGCUUUCGUUCUACGCCACCGAUGCGGACAAUGACGAUACUACCGGUGGCAGUGCCAACGAUACAUUCCGAAUACCGUUCCUGCCGUUCGAAAUCAGUCCGGACUAUGAAGGAUUGCUAGCAUUUUGGACGUUUGUCAUCAUCUUGCAGAUCAUGAUACCGCUCUCACUGUACGUUACGAUCGAACUGUGCAAGCUAAUGCAGGUGUAUCAUAUACAUAACAACAUAGAGCUGUACGAUCCUGACUCCAACAAGCGUACCGAAUGCCGUGCGAUGAACAUCACCGAAGAGCUCGGCCAAAUACAGUAUGUAUUCUCGGAUAAAACGGGCACGUUGACGGAAAAUCGUAUGAUAUUCCGACGCUGCACGAUCGUGGGUGUUGACUACAACCAUCCGGAGACAGAGGAAGAAAAGGAGUUGAAUAAAAUUGGUGCGCCGGUACCGAUUCUACAGCCAAAUCUAAAUUUGCUUGAAAACUUCCGAGGAAAUUCACCAUCGCUGCUGGAGACAAGCACGGGAAUGGGUCGAGGAGGAGGUUCCAGUGAAUCGGGAAAUGAAACCGUCGCCAAUCAAAUACAGGAAUUCUUUCUAGUGCUGGCUGUCUGCAAUACGGUAGUAGUUAGUGCGACUCCGCACCGGGAUAAUAUGAAUGCGAGUGGUGUGAUCGAGAUGAAUGAUAGCGAUACGAGCGUUACGCUCGUUCGUCCCGCUUUGGUCGAGACGGAUGGAGGAAGUCUCCCCCUGACGGCGUGUGAUUCAAUGAUCGGAGAUCGGUACGCUCGGCUGACGGAGUCCCGAUCCAUUACACCUUCUCCGCCACCGAAUGCACCCUCAUCGCUACCCCUGAAAGCAGCACACGUGCCAUCACUGUCGCCAAUCAGUAGUUCGGCGGAAACAUCGCCCAUGUCGGAGAGUCCACCGAUGCGGCUGAAAUCACUGAGCACGCCAACGGCAAAGGUGAAAUCGCUCGUAGCUAAAUUGGGUAACGUGGCCAGCGGUGCAAAGGGUAGUGGAGUUUUUAAGAGCGUUGAUAGAGGCAGCACUGGCAGUACCAGCAGCAGCAAGAAUCGAUUUGCAUCGAACAAUAGUAGCAGUGGUGCUUCAAAGUUUCACAAAUCAUUCUCGCAAGGUUCGUCCUCACCUGCCUCCAGUCGUCCAAUUUACGAAGCGGAAAGUCCUGACGAACUGGCCCUCGUAAAUGCGGCCUUCAGCUACGACUGCUGCUUGGUAAACCGAAGCCCAAACCAUGUCCUGGUAAGCGUACCAGGUGAAGGCGUUAUAGAGUACGAGGUGCUGAAAGUGCUUCCUUUCGAUUCGGCCCGGAAGUGUAUGUCGGUGGUUGUACGUCGUACCGGUACGCAGGAUGUGGUGCUCUAUACAAAGGGUGCCGACAGUAGCAUCAUGCCAAAUCUAGUACCUUGCACACCAGGCUCGGAAGAGUAUCGUUUGCGAGAACAAACGCAACAUCAGCUUAAUGUGUACGCACGGCAGGGUCUGCGUGUACUAGUCAUGGCUAAGCGCAAGCUGGAUCCAACCGAUUUUAGCGAAUGGUACAGCAAGCACGAAGAAUGCGAACUAAGCAUGGAAAGUCGGGAACGUAAGAUCCGCGAUUCAUUCGUCCAACUCGAGCGAGGUCUAACCCUAGUCGGGACAACCGGCAUUGAAGAUCGCUUGCAGGAAGGUGUUCCCGAGACGAUCAGUUCUUUGUUGCAAGCCGGUAUCGUUAUUUGGGUGCUGACCGGCGAUAAGGCCGAAACAGCCAUCAACAUUGCAUACUCGGCGAAGUUGUUCAACUCGCAGAUGGAUAUCCUUAAGCUGACUGCACGAUCGCGCGACUCGGCGGAAGCAAGCAUCAACUUUUACCUCAACGAAAUCGAAAAACAACUCAACUCCAGUGGUGGUGCGCCCAACGAUGAUGACGCGUUCGAUCAGCUGGAUAAAGCACGUGCCCUCGUUGUGGAUGGAAAAACGUUGACCUUCAUCCUGGAUCUGCGGUCCAAUCUCACCAAGCCAUUCCUAAGACUGACCCGCUACUGUUCGUCCGUGUUGUGCUGUCGCGCGACUCCGCUACAAAAAGCGUUCCUUGUAAAGGUGGUUAAGGAGGAACUUCGCAUCAGCACACUAGCUAUCGGUGAUGGUGCAAACGAUGUUUCAAUGAUACAGAUGGCCGACGUUGGAGUAGGUAUCUGCGGGCAAGAAGGCAUGCAGGCCGUUAUGGCAUCGGACUUUUCGAUUGCUAAGUUUAAAAUGCUGGAAAAGUUGCUGCUUGUUCAUGGACACUGGAAUUACGAUCGAUUGGCGCGCAUGAUCAUAUAUUUUUUCUAUAAAAAUGCGGCCUUCGUGUUUCUUCUGUUCUGGUAUCAAUUUUACUGCGGAUUUUCCGGUGCUGUCAUGAUUGAUCAGGUGUACUUAAUGAUCUACAAUUUACUAUUUACUGCCUUGCCUCCGUUGGCGAUUGGGGUGUACGAUAAGAAGAUUAUCGACGACCUUCUGCUGGCCUAUCCACAGUUGUAUCAGCAUGGUCGUCGGGGGAAGGGCUAUAAGUGGUCGACCUUUUGGAUCGUGAUGCUCGAUGCGGUGUACCAGAGUUUGGUGAUAUUUUUCGUAGCGAAGGCAGCAUACUGGGGCUCAGACGUGGAUAUAUGGGUGUUUGGUACGACUAUAACAUCCUCCUGUUUGUUUACAAUGCUGUUACACUGUGCCAUAGAAAUUAAAUCAUGGACAAUCUUACAUGUCGCAUCGAUCGUGAUCAGCCUGGUGUCGUUCUAUGCGUUUGCAUUUGCGUACAAUUCAGUUUGUGUCAACUGCUUCGGAUUGCCAUCCAAUUAUUGGGUGAUCCAUAUGAGCAUGAGUACAGUACAGUAUUAUCUGAUUACUUUGCUUUCUUCCGUACUUGCGCUUUUACCACGAUUCACGUACCGUGUGAUCAAAAAUACCGUCUGGCCGUGCGAAGGCGUACGGGUGACGCUGCAGUACAAAGAAGAAAAACGAAGAGGUGAGAAUCUGCUGGUAACCUGGUCUCGAUCGACGUCUGCCUCAUCCAUAUUCAGAACCUCCCAUCACAGGGCUUCGCAUAAGGCUGUAAGCAGAAGAUGA